GCAAAAAAUUAUAAAUGCAUAUUUAGAUUUGUAUUUUUGUCCCAGUCUAGAAACAUAAGCAGAAAACCACUAGAAUGAUGGCAAUCAUGUCAUAUGUAUUUAAAAGGAAAUGGCAUUAGUAAUUGAUCAACUUAAGUAUUUCAUCAGAAUUACAGGACCAAAUUAAUGUCAGUGUCUCUAACGAUGUCACUGCCUGGAACAUGACUUUUCUGCUUGUCAUGUCUGCUACUUGCCAGUAGAGUUUAUAUAGUUUGCAGAUUUGAAUUAACUAUGUUGGAUUUCCAACUUUUCCAUUUCAGAUACAAAGGCAUGGGAAGUAGACACUGUGAGAGGGCACAUGAAUAUUGUGUGUGUUCUAUUUCAUGCAAGGCAGGACAUUAUUGUGUCUAAUUCAGAGGAUGGGAGCAUUCAUGUAUGGGAUGCUACGAAGUGGACUGGUCUUCAGACAUUCCACUGGAACAUGAUAGGUUAUGGAUUCUUGCAGCUCAUCCUGAAACGAACCUUUUAGCUGCUGGCCAUGAUGGUGAAAUGAUAGUGUUCAUAUUUGAGAGGGAAUCCAGCUUUUGUGGUUUGUGGAGCAACCUAUGUACCCAUAUUCCUGGGACAAAAGGAUGUGUCAAACCCUUACUGCAGUUUACCGUUUGUUCCAUCUCUGGAAGGGCAACUUGUGCCAUUUGUAACCUUGCAGUGGUUGGAUCAGAUGCAUCAGGGUUACUCCGCUUUCCAGCCCAAAUAAGAUGAUCCAAAUUGGAAUUUAGGACAAUUUUCACCUUUCAGCACCGGCAUUGCUAUUGGACCCAGUUAUUUGUUUACUACUCUGAUUCUGUUUAGUUCUUUUAAACUGUUCAUUUGUAUUUUAAAUCUGUUUAACAUUUGAUUUUUGUUCUGGGUUUUCAGCAUUCAACACCUAAUAAAAGAACAUUCUGCAU
Messenger RNA from Rubroshorea leprosula, 929 nucleotides. The record is from the annotation of a GenBank genome assembly. Lineage: Eukaryota; Viridiplantae; Streptophyta; Magnoliopsida; Malvales; Dipterocarpaceae.